Molecule: messenger RNA, 2135 nt
Organism: Rhea pennata
Lineage: Eukaryota; Metazoa; Chordata; Aves; Rheiformes; Rheidae
Gene: SACK1C
Product: family with sequence similarity 83 member C
Exons: 4
Coding region: 16-1713 (565 amino acids)
Biological process (GO): epidermal growth factor receptor signaling pathway
Molecular function (GO): protein kinase binding
Source: RefSeq, a predicted model, not a curated record
UCAACAGCUCUGGUAAUGUUCAACUACCUAGCAGUAGAAGCAAGGCCCCAGUUCUACCGCAGCUAUGGGGGCCAGCAAGGGGAGUCUGGGCCACUGAAGAGCCGUCUAGAGCAGCUGAAGAAGCCAUGGUGGAGAGAGCCCACCACUCCGCUGGUGCUUCAGCAUAGUGAAACAGCUAGACUCGCUGUAGAUGCCUUUCUUGAGCAGGGGGAGCAUGGCUACCUGUGUGCCAUUACUGAGGAACGGGAGCUGCCUUUUCUUUCCACCCUGGACAUGGAAUAUAUGAACAACCAGAGAAGCCAAAGCUUUCCAGAACCCAGUGCCUUGAAAGACAAAGAGGACAACUCUGCUGACAUGGACCCUGGAGACAGGUCCUCCCUCUACUCUGAGCUAACAUCCGGCACCUACUUUCCACUUAUGUCUGAUGUGCACCCCCCAGAACUGGAGCUGGGGUGGCCAGGGAUGCCGUUCUUCACAACAUCAGGCCAGACUAAAGCCAGUGUGGUUUUUCAAAGAAACAAGGCUAACAGCAUUAAGGAUUUGGUUCGGUCCAUGAUCAGCCAGGCCCGGAUGGUGAUAGCAAUUGUGAUGGAUCUGUUUACAGACAUGGAAAUACUAUGUGACCUGCUGGAGGCCUCAAACAGACGGCAUGUCCCUGUGUACCUGAUCCUGGAUGAAGAAUACUUGAAGCAUUUUGUGGAAAUGUGCAGUAAAAUGGCUCUGACUCAAGACGACUUCCCAAACGUGUGCAUAAGAUAUCUGAGUGGAGACACAUACUACAGCAAAGCAGGCAAGAAAUUUGCAGGCCGAGUUCUGGAGAAGUUUACCCUGAUUGAUUGUGACCAAGUUCUUGCUGGUACAUACAGUUUCACCUGGCUUUGCAGCCAAGUCCACACCAGCCUGGCAACCCAUUUCCGUGGUCAAAUUGUUGCAGACUUUGACAAGGAAUUCCGGUGCUUGUACGCUGAAUCCAAAGCAGUGGCGAACUUUUGUGUGCCAGAUCCUGGGACAUGCCCCUCUUCUCAGAAUACGUCAAAGGAUGCUGAAUCCCUUUUAAAAACUGCCCGGAUAAAUGAUGCUGAAACCUCAAGCCCCUCAAGCACCCUCUCAAAUCUAAGCAUCAGAAGCAUAAAAAUGUCUCCCUUUCUGAAAAGCUACACCUGCAAUGUACAGCAGGAAAAACAAGAUUUGAGCCCUGAUUGUACUAGUGAAAGGGGCAAGGAAGACACCUUUCUGAAGCCUACUUGCUCUAAGCAGCAAGGUGAACCACCAGACUCCCAUCACAGUCUUCCAAAUAAAUCCACCCCAGCCAUGCAGCACAGACCAAAUCUCUACUCCCCGCUGAGAUGGGAGCAGAAUUUGCAGUCCCGUUCGGAGGGUGCCAACAGCAGUGGCAGAAGUGAGAACCAGAAAGGGCCCACUGUUACCUCCAGGGAACUGAUAACAGACAAUGAAAACAAAUUUUAUGCGAUGGAAAAAAGAGAGAGUCCUGGAGAAGGGAAAUUGGACCUGAUAUCUCCAUACAACCAGCUAAAACAAGAGAAGAAAGUGGCAAUUCCUUGCUGUGAUAAACUCAGUGAGGAAAUGCUGAUGGAAAAGAACAAUGUGUACGGGGCUGAGAAGAGAAUGACUCUUGGUCACAGUAAGCUGGAUCUGAUCACCAAAUACAACAAGUUAAAAUCUAAACACAUACACAGUCGAUUUGAACUCUGACUUGGUUCUCAUAGUCCUUGAGAUGCCCUUUCAUCUCAUUUACUAGUGGUUGUUUUUCCCUACCAAUCAUCACAUGUGGUGCUUGAAGUCAAAACAUGGGUGGCAAAUUAGUCUUGUUUCUUUUGAAAGGUACCUGUGCUAUGCUGCAGUCUCCUAUGUGAGCAGAUUCACUGAUUCAGAUGGGAUUAGCAAAUACAAUUUAAAAUUUUAAUUACAAGAUGAUGGUAAGAGAGAGAAAAAGAAAAAAAAUCCACACUUCUAUUUCCUUUUAUCUAUUUUGAAAAGGACUAUUUUCCCCAAAGUUGUUCUGCUCGAACUGUAAUCUGUUUGACCACUGAGGCCUUCAAGAUGAACCCAGGUUUUCUUUGCUCUCAUCAGUUCCUCUCCAUGUAGCCAUUUGCUGCAAAAGAAAUGGUCAAAAG